UCUCCAGCAACGUUAAGACGGUCGUCCAUCUACGCCUUCGAUGUCCUCCUGAAUGGGCGCACAAGAAUUUGCGUCAAUAUUCGCAGCCUUUCUAUCUGAGCUGGUCUCUAUUCUCCAGCGUUUAGCGGGACUUGCCGGUUCUCACCAUUCUGACAUACACGCUGUUCUUAGAGCACGCCUGCAGGCUGCAGCAAGUCGCGUAGCCACAGCUUUAGAACGUGUACGAGAAAGUAACGCGUGCAACGCCUGCGGACGCCCUUGUUUCCGCCUCCAGACUCUGCUCGGGCCUCAUAUGCAUCUCUUCGUUCUCAUACAUAAUGGCCCCGUAUUUUGAAACGGCGAAGUCCUUUGCCGAGGUGCCCAUAACCGAAGACGGGGUCGAGACGGCCUCGUUCCUGUUGGCAGCAACUGACUUCUUGAAUAUGUUCGAUUUGUUGGGCAGUAGUGUCUUCGGCUUUGUGCAGUCUGACAUGCGGAGCAACCUUGCUGGUGUACGUGAGCGCUACGAAGCCCAUACGUCCAAAUCAACAACCCUUGAGAAGCUAGUUCUCUGUGAAAGUCAAGAGCAUCGAGGACACGCCACUGCCUGUCUUGUGCGGCUCAUCCGCGGCCUUCUGUUCACAUGCCAGGCACUCCAGAACAUGCAGAGCGACAAGUCUUCGGAAUUGCACACCUGUUUUAAGCAGUCAUAUGAUGUUGUUUUGGGACAUCAGCACACGUUCCUUGUGCGGUCGGCCGUUUCUCUGGCUAUGAGAGCCAUCCCGAACCGUCGCGAUUUCUACGACCGCAUCACUCAAGGAGGCUCUCACAAAAAGUUCGACGCUGAACUGGCAAAGUGGCUCGUCGGGCUGGAGACUAUCGUGAAAAGGAUGAGGGCCUUCCUUGAACAGGGUGGAUACGGGAAGGUUUGAUUGCAGAAGCGACCUCAAAUGCUUCCAAUAGGAUGGAGCGAAGGUAUUGAGCACAUCGGAACAAUCUCACCUUUCUCGCCGACGGCGUAUCAAUCAGAUUAUACAAGAACCAGUGCACAUAGAAGUCCUUAUUCAUUAUUUAUUCAUCUACCGGAUCAGACAUCUACUUCGCCUUGUCACACUGAAACACGAUGAGCCCGCACAUAGGUCGAAGUCGUUCAACAUAUUUUGUUCGUGGGAAGCGGCUGACUGAUGUACGAGAGUAAGCCCUACAGAUUCGUUUAACUGCGC
Molecule: messenger RNA, 1202 nt
Organism: Laetiporus sulphureus 93-53
Lineage: Eukaryota; Fungi; Basidiomycota; Agaricomycetes; Polyporales; Laetiporaceae
Product: glycolipid transfer protein
Exons: 6
Coding region: 318-911 (197 amino acids)
Biological process (GO): ceramide transport; intermembrane lipid transfer
Cellular component (GO): membrane; cytosol; cytoplasm
Molecular function (GO): ceramide 1-phosphate binding; ceramide 1-phosphate transfer activity
Source: RefSeq, a predicted model, not a curated record